UGUAUCACUAUUGAAAUGAAGCAUAUCGGUGGCGAAUUAAAAGUCAAAUGGAAUCAUCAUGGCAGAAAAUUCAAGUUCGUAUUUACGGAGCAUGAAAUGGCGCAGGACGAUGUAUUUGAAGUAAGUUUCUUUAGACUGAUUAAAAAUUUGCCGGCACUUUUACAAGAGUAUUUUUCGCCAACGCAACCGUUGUCAUCGAAAAAACCUUGUCAUCUUUUCCAGAACAUUGUGGCCACAGAUAGUGAAUUUCGCGAACUGAUAGCAACGAACAAAGGACGGCUGAAGAUUCACACAAUACGAAGAUAUUUUUCCGUGCAUCCGUCCAGGUCUCACUCCGUCCCACUUGUAAGUGUGCUUAUUGAUCACAGAGAAAUACAUAUGCAUGUAUAA
Molecule: messenger RNA, 390 nt
Organism: Gongylonema pulchrum
Lineage: Eukaryota; Metazoa; Nematoda; Chromadorea; Rhabditida; Gongylonematidae
Source: the annotation of a GenBank genome assembly